AUGACUGAGCCUAUGGAUGUGGACGCCGCUCCCCCGCGAGGCAUCAAGCGGACAGCGGAAGAGGCAGGCUUGCCUCCUGAGGCUCCACGUCGUAUCAAGGCAUACGUCGUCAACAAAAUUGCCGCCGGGGAAAUCAUCGUCGCCCCCGUGAAUGCUCUCAAAGAACUCCUCGAAAACUCCAUCGAUGCUGGUUCUACUUCCAUCGAAAUCCUAGUCAAAGAUGGCGGCCUCAAGCUCCUACAGAUUACUGACAAUGGCCAUGGCAUUGAGAAAGACGACCUGCCCAUUCUCUGCGAAAGGUUCACAACAUCCAAACUGAAAAGCUUCGAGGAUCUCAUGUCCAUUGGCACCUACGGUUUCCGAGGAGAAGCCCUUGCCAGUAUCAGCCAUAUUGCUCAUCUCAAAGUCACUACCAGGACCGCCAACUCCAGCUGUGCCUGGCAAGCCCAUUACCAGGAUGGAAAGCUCACUGGCCCCAAACCUGGUCAAUCCCUGAAUCCGAAGCCUUGUGCUGGACGUCCUGGUACUCAAAUUACCGUCGAAGACCUCUUCUACAAUAUGCCGAACCGUCGUCGGGCCUUUCGAUCUCCCUCCGAAGAAUAUGCCAAGGUGCUCGAUGUCAUCACCCGAUAUGCCGUCCACCGCGAAGGCGUUGCUUUUUCCGUCAAAAAGCACGGCGAAACCGGUAUAGGGUUUUCGGUAGCCGCUGCUGCAACCAAAAUCGACCGACUCAAACAGGCACACGGUGCCGGGGUGGCUAAAGAGAUCAUGCCAUUCGGCACCGAAGAUUCGCGUUGGGGCUUCAAAGCUUCAGGCUAUGCUACUAAUGCUAAUUACAGUUCCAAACGAACAAUGUUGCUCCUCUUCAUCAACAACCGGUCAGUCGAGUCAUCGACCGUCAAGAAAGCCAUUGAGCAGACAUAUCAAUUAUUCCUCCCCAAAGGUGGACAUCCAUUUGUUUACCUCAGCCUGGACAUUGAUCCAGCUAGAGUCGAUGUCAACGUGCAUCCGACCAAGCGAGAAGUCCAUUUUUUGAAUGAGGACGAAAUCAUCGAGUUGGUUUGUGCGAAUAUCCGAGAAAGUCUGGCAAAAGUCGACACGAGUAGGACUUUUAAGACACAAACACUCCUUCCCGGAGUCACGCCCAUGACGCCAGUUAACCCGAGGACCCUCGCCGGGGAUCAUAUUUCUGCUGCAGACGAUAGUACUGCAAGAAAGUCCUCAACCUCCAAAAAGCCUUAUGAAAACAAUCUCGUCCGCACCGACUCGAAAAUGCGAAAAAUCACCUCCAUGCUUCCGCGGUCCUUGACAACUUCAACUUCUCAAGACGAACCAGUGACAACUGACGGUAUAGGCUACACAACCACCGAUCGAGAACAAUGCCAAAUCCGCCUCACGUCUGUGAAGAAUCUGCGAGCUGAAGUCCGUGAUGCAAUCCACAACGGUCUGACCGAGGUGUUUGCCUCUCUAACCUAUGUUGGUAUUGUGGACAGUAACAGAAGACUCGCCGCCAUCCAGUCUGGCGUCAAACUCUACCUUGUCGACUACGGCAUGACCUCUAGCGAAUUCUUCUAUCAAAUCGGGUUGACCGACUUUGGCAACUUCGGUCUCGUCCAGUUUGAGCCUGCGCCCAGCCUGAAGGAGCUGCUAGAUAUAGCAGCAGAACAUCAAAUCUCAACCGACCCGACCUGUGCAGGCCUGGACAAAGGCCAAGUCGUGGACAAGGUAUACGGACAACUGAUGAAAAGCAAAGCCAUGUUAGCCGAGUAUUUCUCCCUCAACAUCUCCGACGACGGCCACUUGCAGUCGAUUCCGCUGCUGCUGAAAGGGUACAUACCCUGUAUGGCUAAAUUACCCACCUUCUUAUUGAGGCUGGGCCCCUUUGUGAACUGGAAGGAGGAGGAGGGAUGUUUCCGUACGUUUUUGAGGGAGUUGGCGAGCUUUUACGUACCAGAGAUAUUGCCCGCGCCGAAAUCAAAACAGCACACGUUCAAGGACCAGGACAAGGAGAUGCAGGAGACUCAAGCUGAUGGCCUCGACCAGCUGGAGACGCAAGAGGGAGGAAACGAAGCUGGGACGCAACAUGCUUCCGCAUCUGCACCUCGCGACCAACAAGGCAACAACAGCGACAAUAACAACCAAGACGACCUUGACGAAGCCACAGAGAAACGAAGGACGGAGCUCGAACACGCACUGGAACACGUGCUGUUUCCUGCGUUUCGAUCAAGGAUCAUCGCGACUCAAGGCAUGCUGAAGGGCGUCGUCGAGGUGGCCAAUUUGAAAGGGCUGUAUCGUGUUUUUGAGCGGUGCUAG
Cladophialophora psammophila CBS 110553 is the source of this 2313-nucleotide messenger RNA. Its product is annotated as DNA mismatch repair protein MLH1. The record is from RefSeq and is a predicted model, not a curated record. The transcript is spliced from 3 exons. NCBI's taxonomy places the organism in Eukaryota, Fungi, Ascomycota, Eurotiomycetes, Chaetothyriales, Herpotrichiellaceae. Gene Ontology annotation, biological process: mismatch repair. Gene Ontology annotation, molecular function: mismatched DNA binding; ATP binding; ATP hydrolysis activity. Gene Ontology annotation, cellular component: MutLalpha complex. The coding region runs from base 1 to 2313 and encodes 770 amino acids.